CUCCCCACAUCCGGGUACCUGUCAGCCGGCCGCGCCGCCGCCCGCUCUCUGUUCUCUCUCAUUGAGGCGGAGUGGAGGGAGCGCGGGGAAGAUGGCGGCGGGGCGAGCCGGCUCCUUCGGUUCCUCUUCCUCCUCGCCGGGGCUCGGCGCGGGGGGCGGCCCGGCCGCCGGCAAUAACGCGGAGCUGCGGGCGGGGGGCGAGGAGGACGAUGGGCAGAACCUCUGGUCCUGUAUCCUCAGCGAGGUGUCCACGCGCUCCAGGUCUAAACUGCCUUCGGGGAAAAACGUCCUGCUGCUGGGAGAAGAUGGUGCAGGAAAAACUAGCUUAAUAGGCAAACUUCAAGGAAUAGAGGAGUACAAGAAAGGAAGAGGAAUGGAAUACUUGUACUUAAAUGUGCAUGAUGAAGAUAGAGAUGGUAAAUCAACAAGAUGUAAUGUGUGGAUUUUGGAUGGUGACCUGUAUCAUAAAGGUCUCCUUAAAUUUGCAAUGGAGGCUAUCCUAAAGGACACUCUGGUUAUGCUGGUCGUAGACAUGUCUAGGCCUUGGACUGCAUUGGAUUCCUUACAAAAGUGGGCAAGUGUUGUAAGAGAGCAUAUUGACAAAUUAAAAAUUCCUCCUGAAGAAAUGAAAGAAAUGGAACAAAAGUUGGUAAGAGAUUUUCAAGAAUAUAUAGAACCAGGAGAGGAUUUUCCAGCUUCUCCACAAAGAAGAAAUAUGUCAAUACAGGAAGACAAAGAUGACAGUGUGAUUUUGCCGUUGGGUGCAGAUACACUAACAUGUAACUUGGGCAUUCCAGUAGUAGUAGUUUGUACAAAGUGUGAUGCCAUUAGUCUCCUGGAAAAAGAACAUGACUACAGAGAUGAACACUUUGACUUCAUUCAGUCACAUAUCCGACGGUUUUGUUUACAAUAUGGUGCAGCGCUUAUCUACACUUCAGUAAAGGAAAAUAAAAAUAUCGAUUUAGUGUAUAGAUAUAUUGUCCAGAAAUUAUAUGGAUUUCCUUUCAAUGUAUCUGCUGCUGUUGUGGAAAAAGAUGCAGUAUUUAUUCCUGCAGGAUGGGAUAAUGACAAGAAGAUAGGAAUACUACAUGAAAACUUUCAGACACUAAAAGCAGAUGACAGUUUUGAAGAUAUCAUAACAAAACCACCUGUCAGAAAGUUUGUACAUGAAAAAGAAAUAGUAGCAGAAGAUGAUCAAGUGUUUCUUAUGAAGCAGCAGUCUCUAUUAGCGAAACAGCCACCUACUGCAGCUGGAAGGCCAGUGGAUGCCUCGCCAAGAGUUCCUGGAGGCUCCCCUAGGACACCAAACAGAUCAGUAACAUCCAACGUGGCCAGUGUCACACCCAUCCCUACUGGCUCAAAAAAAAUUGAUCCUAAUAUGAAAGCUGGAGCCACAAGCGAAGGCGUCCUAGCUAACUUCUUCAAUAGUUUGCUGAGUAAAAAAACUGGUUCCCCAGGCGGUUCUGGUGUUGGCGGUGGCAGCCCUGGAGGAGGGGGCAGUGGAGGUGGUGCCAGCAAUUUACCACCAUCAGCAAAAAAGUCAGGCCAGAAGCCAGUCUUGACCGAUGUUCAGGCAGAAUUGGAUAGAAUUUCACGAAAACCUGAAAUGGUCUCUCCCACAACACCUACUUCCCCCACAAAAGGUGAAGCAUCUUGAAGACACCAAAUAAAGCAAUUUAUUCAGUUUUCUGGGAUAAUUUAAACUUGCCUCUGCCUCUUCCUUCAGUGAGUGGAACUAGACAGCUGAAACACUUUUUCAGAGAAGGACAAACAAUUGAUGUCUUGAUUUCAUGUGUUGCCCAGCUUUACAAAAGGGAGCUAAUACAGAUGGAAAACUAUACCACACCAUAUAGGACUACUGUUCACGGUGGAAUUUAAAGAAUUAACUAAUUCCUGGAUUUUGUUGAAAAGCUGGUGUAAUUGUGUAAAAUGGCACAUAUGUCCAUUUAAUCAUAUAAUGUUAAAGGCUGCUUAAAGAGUUGGAAAAUGACAUGUAGCAUGGGCACUUAAUGUAUAUUGAUCUCCCAAUCUAUUAUAGUUGAAUUUAAUACAGGUUAACCUUGAGGGAUAGAGCUACUAGUUUUGCUGGAAGAGAGGAUAAUUGGUUGUUAUAACUUUUGUGUACCAACAAUAAACUAACCUGAAUAAAAUUCGACACUUCAUGUGGAAUAUGACAGCAAACCUGUCUGAUCUCGUUUGAGAUUUACGCUGCAUCAAAAACUUGAGCUAAACUUUCAUUCCAGCAUAAGACUUUAAAAUAUUGGCCAAUUUGAUAACUUCAGACACUGAAUAAACUAUUUGUGUAAAGAAAAAAGCAGAGGUAACU
Molecule: messenger RNA, 2326 nt
Organism: Dermochelys coriacea (leatherback sea turtle)
Lineage: Eukaryota; Metazoa; Chordata; Testudines; Dermochelyidae
Gene: DYNC1LI1
Product: dynein cytoplasmic 1 light intermediate chain 1
Biological process (GO): microtubule-based movement; microtubule cytoskeleton organization
Cellular component (GO): cytoplasmic dynein complex; centrosome
Molecular function (GO): dynein heavy chain binding
Source: RefSeq, a predicted model, not a curated record